AGGAGCCCAAACUUUCCAGUAGCACCACAGGCAGCUGCUGCACAAAGACAGAGAGAAAGAGGGACAGCUAGAUGAAUAUCAAUUAAAACAGAAGAAAAAUAGUUCAAGCUAACAUUUGGCUCUUUUAAAAUAUUUAAAGCUAAGUUUUUUUCUAUUCAGUUUUAUAUUUAUAUCUUUAUUGGAGAGGGCCCUUUGUGUGAAAAAAAGAGAAAAUGACGAGUCUGCUGUGCAUUACAAUGAUCUCCCUGACCCUGGCUGGCAGUGCAUACAGUAUGCCGAGCUCUCCCUCACCACCAACAGAUAAAGCUUUUGCUAAACUAGGUGGCAACGUCACCCUGACCUGUCGGCUCCUGUCCAAAGACCCCAUGGCCUUUGGUGCCAUUGGUAGCCGAAUCAAAUGGACCAAGGUGGCAGAUGAUGAAGCACUGAAUGAGAAUGUGCUGCUUUCAAUGGGUUUCCACCAGAAAACCUACGGAAGCUUCGAGGGCCGUGUCUUUCUGCAGGAGCACGACAGUGAAGAUGCCUCCAUAAUAAUAACUGACGUCUCCAUGGAUGACAAGGGAAGAUACCGCUGUGAGAUAAUCAACGGGGUGGAAGAAAGCAUGCAAGAUAUUACUUUGGAUGUGCAAGGCGGUCUUAUUGAUGGUGUUGUGUUCCCAUACUCCCCCCCUGUGGGCCGCUACAACCUGAACUUCCCCAAAGCUGUGCAGGCCUGUCAAGGACAGGAUGCUUCUGUCGCCACCUUUGACCAGUUGUUUGAGGCCUGGAAGGGCGGCCUGGACUGGUGCAAUGCUGGCUGGCUGAAUGAUGGCACAGUACAGUAUCCCAUCACCAAACCCAGACAGAAUUGUGGAGGCACCAAUCACGGGCCUGGCGUCAGAAGCUAUGGCCGUCCUGACAAACAAAUAAGCCGCUUUGACGUGUUCUGCUUUGCUUCUGAACUCAACGGACAUUUCUAUUGGCUGGUCCAGCCCGACAGGCUGACCUUUGACGAGGCUGUGCAGGCGUGCAUAGACGAUGGUGCAGAAAUUGCCAAGGUGGGUCACAUGUACUCCGCCUGGAAGCUCGAGGGUUACGAUCGCUGCGAUGCCGGCUGGUUGGCUGACGGAAGUGUGCGCUACCCCAUUGCCAGGCCCCGCAAGAACUGCAGCCCCACAGAAGCUGCAGUGCGCUUUGUUGGAUUCCCAGACAAGAUGCAAAAGUCUUACGGCGUCUACUGCUACAAGGCUUAGCAGUGAGGUGGUAGGUAGCAGUAGGGAAGCCAUAAUCACCAAAGAGCAGCAACAACCACAACCAAUAAAAUCCACAAUAAAGCAGACAAGCUUUGGAUCUUAGCUAGCAUGAGCUCAAUACUUUUUUGAAACUGUGAUAACCCUCCUUAACUUCUAAAAACAAAUACUGUACAUCUUACUUCCAUAUGCAAUGAAUGACAAAAUAUUUGUAGCCAUUAAGUUUUGUUUUUCUCUAACUGUGCAUUGAUUAAUUUUACAGAGACUGUUGGGGAAAAGGCAACAGUGUUAAUGUAUGAGUGAUAUGACAGAGACCAGAACGAUGAUUGUAAAACAUGAUCUAAGUUUGAUUUGACUUCCACAGAAUGAUUAGAUGUGUGAAGUUUAAGAUUUAGAGCGCUUCUGCUCAUGUGCAGAUGAUAUUUGCUGCUUUAAAAUGUAUCUAAAGAACAAAACAAUGUAACAUGUUAUUCAUGUAUCAAGUAUCACAUCAAUAAAACACCUUAGAUUGAUAACAACGCCAUGAACAUAACUACCACUGUUGAGCUAAGGAUAUAACCGUGUUUUACUGCAGUAAGUAUUCAACUGGAUCCCUCUCUCUUUUAACCUGAGGAGUUGUGAUCAAAUUUACAGUUUAACAGGAAAACGAAUGUAAAUGUAUCAAUGGACUGUGACUUUUUCUGCAUUGAUAGCUCCCAUCAGAUCAACUUCCAAUUACAAUUUGAAAGACAGUUUAAAUAUUGUAACCUCAUGCAGUAUGUUUGUUUUAACAUUUUUAUGUUUUUUUUAUGUUUGUCACUAUAGUUUUAGGUUUUUAAUGUUCUGAACACAACCUUUUUCUAAAAACAUACCUGUGAUUGUCUUGUCUUGACAGUUGUAGCAAAAAUGUUGGGGCUGAAAUCCACAAUGACUGCAGUGACAGUUUCACAAGUUCUUACUGAGGUUGUGAGCUGUAAAUGGUACAUUUCCACUAGCACUCUAUUGUUUUAAAGACCUGAGCAGUACUGACGAUCACUCCUAAAUAAGGAUUCACUAAUAGUUAUGCUGUAGUGAUCUGAAUACAUGUUUGGGAAUAAAAAAUAAAAAGCCAACAGAAAACCAUAACAAUUGUGUCCUGUGGACCACAGUGAGCAUGUUUUGGACAUACAGAGCUGUUAAUCUAAAGGUGUGCCAUAAUCAGAAGAUAGCAACCUUUUUAGGUAUCCGUUACCAAAACAAUAUGAUAUUUGUGUUAGACUUUUUCUAACCCUGGGCACUGACAUAUGGUACUUACUGCAGGUUGUAGUAAUAUGGUGAUGCAUUGUAUGUAAAAGCAAAACUUAAAAAUGUCUCUCACACUUGUGCAUUUGUAUACACUUGUGCAUUAAAAAAGGUAUUUUUGUAUCGUAUCACCAUGUACCUUUUUCAACAAAGCAGUUUGAAAUAAAGAAUAUGACUUUUAA
Molecule: messenger RNA, 2671 nt
Organism: Perca fluviatilis (European perch)
Lineage: Eukaryota; Metazoa; Chordata; Actinopteri; Perciformes; Percidae
Product: hyaluronan and proteoglycan link protein 1-like
Exons: 4
Coding region: 213-1232 (339 amino acids)
Biological process (GO): cell adhesion
Molecular function (GO): hyaluronic acid binding
Source: RefSeq, a predicted model, not a curated record